AUUAUUCUGCGAGUAAGUAUGCAGUCAUUGGAAUGAUGGAAGCCUUAGAUUCGGAACUGUAUCACACAGGGAAACAAGGCAUUAAAACCACAAUCAUUUGCCCUUAUUUUGUUAAUACUCAAUUAGCUAAAGGCAUUCAAACCCAAAACCAUAUUCUUCCUGUUUAUGAACCAGGAUACGUAGCCAGUAAGAUCAUGGAUGCAAUUCAAAAGGAAAAGUUUUAUCUAACCAUGCCUGUGAUUUUACGCAUUCUUGCUUUCAGACUUCUCAUUCCUAGAAAAAUGGUACUAUUCUUCGAAUCUUGCCUGAAGAUCCCCAACAGCUUGGAUAAAGCCUUCGGUCGGAAGAAAAAGGAUUGA
Eurypyga helias (sunbittern) is the source of this 359-nucleotide messenger RNA. Its product is annotated as epidermal retinol dehydrogenase 2-like. NCBI's taxonomy places the organism in Eukaryota, Metazoa, Chordata, Aves, Eurypygiformes, Eurypygidae. Gene Ontology annotation, cellular component: lipid droplet. The annotation marks the transcript as partial. The transcript is spliced from 3 exons. Gene Ontology annotation, molecular function: oxidoreductase activity, acting on the CH-OH group of donors, NAD or NADP as acceptor. The record is from RefSeq and is a predicted model, not a curated record.